This is a messenger RNA of Rotaria sordida, 1713 nucleotides long. Lineage: Eukaryota; Metazoa; Rotifera; Eurotatoria; Philodinida; Philodinidae. The record is from the annotation of a GenBank genome assembly.
AUGACCGAUCAAUGUAGUGUAUCAAUGGUUGAUUCAACUCGAAGUAUGUCAUUUGAAACUAGUACACUAUUAACAACUUCGACUAUUAAUGCAUUACAUUUUCCUGGUCUUACAAUAUCUGGAAUAUCGGAUAUAGGUAGUAGUCGACCAACAAGUUUUAUUUCUGAUAAUACUGGCAUGUGUGAAUCAAUGAUAGAAAGUUAUUCUUCAGUAGGAGGUCAAGAUGAAACAAUAUUAACUAACCAUACAAAUAUUCUUCAAUUAGAUACAUCAAUAACAAAUAAUAAUUUUAAAAUUGAAAAAAAAGAUUCAAUAACACAAAAAAAACGUCGUUCACGUAAAUCACAAUAUGAUGCAUCAAUUGAUGCAAUAUUAUCACUUGAUAAAAUUGAACCUGUUAAUUUAUUUGAUGAACUAAAUGAAGCUGAUGAUGCUUGGUUAUUUGAAGUACCAAAAACUGAACAUAAAAAUGAUCCUAUAACGGAUAAUAUAUUUUCUUGGGUACAUAAAGAGUUUAAAACAAAUGAUAUACAAGCAAGUAAACAUCGACUUCUUUGUAAACUUGAUGAUAUGUCACAUGCACGAACAAUACGAAGUUUAUCAUGUCAUAAUUUUGUUGAUAAUCAAAAAAUUGAUAAUGUCAAAAGAAGUUUAACUGAACAACAAGUUAAUUCAGAACCCGUCAAAAGUGGUCGAUCGAAAUCACCAUUACAUACAAAAAGUCCUUUAUUUAAGGAAAAUAUUAAUAUUCGAUCAAUAUCACCUGCUAAUGGAAAUUAUACUAAUCAUAGUACUGGUACAACUACGAUACGGUCAAGAGAUACUUCAAGAGAACCUGAAAGAGUACCAUUGGAUUAUACUGAUGUUGAAGUUAUGGCCAAAGUACAACUUGAGAAUUUACGUCAAGCUGAGCGACAAGGUCCAUUGUUUAAACGUUUUGGCGGUUCUAAUGCUUCUCUUGCAUCAACCAGCAGUGGUACAAGUCUAUCGACGUCAAAUCGAACAGGAACCAAACCUCCUGUUGCUCCAAAAUCAAUAAUAACAAGAAAUGGUGUUAAACCAAAUAAUAAUCGUGCAUCAAAUAUGCAAACAAAUACGACUACUAAAACAAAUGGUUAUAAUGUAUCAACAGUUACACAACCAAAAUCUUCCGUAACAUCAACAACACGUGCUAGUGUUUUACCACCAAAUUCAGCUAAUAAUAAUCGUACACGACCAUUAACAAAUCGUCCAACACAAGUUUAUCGUGGUUCACAAACAUCUUAUAAUAAUAAUAAUAAUAAUAAUAAUAAUCCUAAGGCUCCAGUUACUGCAUCAUCAUCAGUUGAACGAAAUAGUAAAAAACCAACUAAUGGCUUUAGUUCAACAUUUACUACGAAAGAAUUUACAUCGAAUGAAAAUGGACUACUUACUGAUGUAAGUAAUAAACCAUUAAUAGCUCCAAUACGAUCACAAGUUGGACCACAACGACGUACUAUAUUACCUCAUUCAUCAACCUAUUCAUCUGGUGAACGAAUUCCAUCAUCAUCAUCAUCAUCAGUGAAUACAACAACAAGUAGACAAACAAUUCUUCCACGUAGUUCAUCAUCAACAUUAAGUAAAGAAAGAAAAAGUGGAAUACCAACUGUUGGAAAACAACAAAAAUCUAGUACUACAACUGUAACACGCCAUCAUUCGCUUUCUUCACGGCAUUCGACGAUGAAUGGAUUUUAA